Molecule: messenger RNA, 3004 nt
Organism: Xenopus laevis (African clawed frog)
Lineage: Eukaryota; Metazoa; Chordata; Amphibia; Anura; Pipidae
Gene: cdkn1a.L
Product: cyclin-dependent kinase inhibitor 1A L homeolog
Exons: 6
Coding region: 327-1112 (261 amino acids)
Biological process (GO): regulation of cell cycle; signal transduction by p53 class mediator; regulation of mitotic cell cycle
Cellular component (GO): nucleus; cyclin-dependent protein kinase holoenzyme complex
Molecular function (GO): protein kinase inhibitor activity; cyclin-dependent protein serine/threonine kinase inhibitor activity
Source: RefSeq, a predicted model, not a curated record
AGCUCCUGACGUAAUAUGGGAUUUAAGAAGCAGAGUGCGCGUAGUAAGAAUUGCAUGUUAGCCGGGACUUUCAGUCGGACUGUGUGUUGCACCCUCUCCUUGGAUAUUGCGCUACUCUCUGCCGGACGUAUGAAAGGUGAACUCCUAUCUACUCUAUUGCACUUCACCUGGUCUGAGGUGGCGAAGGCAAGUCUGGCGCAAGAGAUUCUCACUCUGGAGCAUUUUUGCUACUUCACUGACUGACUGAGCCAGUUUUCUACUUGUUUUAAGGAUCACCUCACAUGAGUGUUUAAGUCCAGAGGAGUCACUGCGUAUCAGUCAAGAAAAUGCAUUCAGCCUUUGCCAUCCUCAAGCAAGCAUCUGGGAAUAAGGAAAAGGCUUGCAGAAUGCUUUUUGGCCCCAUGGACCAUGAACAACUGAGAGCGGACUUUAAUGAACUUAUGCAGAAAUCCGACGAGGAAGCAAAAGCUAAAUGGAACUUUGACUUUGCCACUGAAACACCCCUCGAAGGGCAAUAUGAUUGGGUAAAGGUAGAAAACAACACCUUGAAUGGCAGCUCUCCAGAAAGUCAAAAAGAAAACCAGUGCCAAGAUGUAGCCACAGAGAAAUGUAACAUUAUCCCAUCCUCUAAAGUGUUCCAGAAUUGUGAAAGCAGCGAUUCAGGCAAACGAAAACAAAAGCUGAUCACAGAGAAAAUGCAGUCUGCCUUAGCCAUCCCCAAGCAAGCAUCUGGGAAUAAGGAAAAGUCUUGCAGAAUGCUUUUUGGCCCCGUAGACCAUGAACAGCUAAGAGCAGACUUUGAUGAAUUUAUGCAGAAAUCCAACGAGGAAGCAAAAGCUAAAUGGAACUUUGACUUUGCCACUGAAACACCCCUUGAAGGGCAAUAUGAUUGGGUAAAGGUAGAAAACAACACCUUGAAUGGCAGCUCUCAGGAAAGUCAAAAAGAAAACCAGUGCCAAGAUGUAGCCACAGAGAGAUGUAACAUUAGCCCAUCCUCUAAAGCGUUCCAGAAUUGUGAAAGCAGCGAUUCAGGCAAACGAAAACAAAAGCUGAUCACAGAUUUUUAUCCUGUCAAGCGGAGAUGUUCACCCGUGCCCAGCCUCCAUGAUUAAUCACCAUGCUGUUUACAAAGUCCUUCCUUUAGAUAUGAACAAAGUUUCAUUUCUCAGAUUCAAAGUGUAGGAACGUUGGAUUUUCAUGCUCUUAUACAAUACCUGGACUUUUAUGGACAUUGCAUAGACUCCAGAGAACUACAAAACCCUUGUACCUCGCUAUUACUUUAAUAAUUUAAACAGCCUGAGGAAGAGAAGAGCAUUAGAAUUAGAGGCGUGUAAAGGAAAUGUGUUCUCAGUUUCUAGUUAUUGCAAAAUACUUUUUUUAUUUUAAAUAGUAAAACACUGCAUUUUUAUAGAUAUAUGUAUAUAAAUGAAACUUAAGUAAAUUAAUGAAAACGGUUAAUAUUUUGAAGUUUGCAACAGGUUUUCAGAGCAAUAUUCAAAAGUGCACUAAACUUAUAGCACAGUUUUCUGUUUAAAUUCAUUCAUUUGAAAAUUACCAUUUUGCCAUAUGUGCAACUUACUUUGCUUUCUGCACGUAGCAUCAUGCCUUGGAGAUUUUUAAAUGGGACCAUACAAUAGGCCAGCUUAAAUUAAAGUGAGAAAAAAGUUAAUCACGUAAAAAGUCAUGGACGAGAUUCAAUUUGUGAUGCAAUUCAGGUCAGAAAAACAUCUCACGGUUUAUCACGUGAAAACUCUAAAAAGUAUAUGGGAAAAAAAAUGGAACUGAUUUUGGAGAAAAGUUCUUUCUCCUCGAGUUGAAUCUUGUCCAUUACUUUUCACAUAUUAAACCACUUUUUUCUCACUGAAUUGAAUCUGGCCCUAUAUCGAUUAGCCCUCUGGCUGAAUGGGCAGCUAUUAUACAAGUGGUCAUUCACAUGCAUGGCUGUUCCAUUUGGUUAGCUGAACAAGAGAGGAGCUAUGACUCUUUAUUUGGUUUCUUCAUCUAUUGUUGCACCAUAAACUCUGACAUGUUGCAUCAGCAGUUGAAUGAAUCAAUAUGUCCAAACCGCCCGAGCAUAUCUGGGCAUGUAUAGCCAGCUUAAUUGUGCUAACACUGAAAUCUUGAAAAUAUUACCCCCUAGAGGGUGGGUGGACACCAAUGCCACCUGCAGUGAUUACAAGUUUUAUUUUUAUUUUUGCACUUAUAGACAUUCACAUCUGGCGAAAAAUAGCUAUAAACAAAGACAAAAUAGAUGCCAAACACCUUACCAUAUCCUAGAUCAGACCAUUAAGGUACUGCUCCUGUGCCAUGCCAAUAAGAAGGCAUCUAAUUAUAAUGCUCUAGGACAGCAGUUCCCAAAAGGGGUCUGUAGCAAUGGCUGGGGAGCUCUGGUUGAGGGUCAGUUAGGGAAAGAUUUGUACAGAAUUCCUAUUUCUUCUUCAUCUGGAAAUCAAGUCUGAAUGUAAAUUAGAUUUUUUUGAAGGGAACACCUAUAUCAUGUCCUAAAUAUUCUUAAUAAUGGCCGAGUUAAUCAAAGCAGAAGUAUUUGCUUAUCUCUGUAACUUUGUUAUGAGAUAAACUUAAAAUGAUAUAAAAAAAUAGAAUGUGUAAAUCAGCGGGGAACAUCCCAAACGUAUAUUUGGCCAUAUUUUUUUGGACACUCCAGCCCUCACCAGACAUGACUAUAUCUUUACUAGUGUUGUGUUUGACAACUGUAACAUUGAACAUUUUUAGAAGUAUAUGCAGUAAUCAUGUCAAAAACCCUGCACAAUUUAGGUUUCCAGUGAUACAUCCUCUACUAUGUCGGAUAAUCAGCAUUGGAGACAACUUGAGUUUAGAAUGGAGCUAUCUGUGUACAAGUUCUUUUUGGGGCAUGUGCUAAUAUAAGGGAAAGGGAUAUUUUAUUUUAAAAUAUUUUAAUUUAUCUACAGUAUGUGUAUAUGUUAAAUUUGUUGAAUUGUUAUUAUUGUAUUAAUAUAUAAACUUCCCUUUUAUCAAGUUAAAA